This is a messenger RNA of Closterium sp. NIES-65, 462 nucleotides long. Lineage: Eukaryota; Viridiplantae; Streptophyta; Zygnematophyceae; Desmidiales; Closteriaceae. The record is from the annotation of a GenBank genome assembly.
AUGGCAGGCGCGAGCUCAAAUCCUCUAGCGAUUCUCACUCCUCCUCCUCCUCCUCUUCUAGCCACACUAGCAAGUCUAGCGAGGCCACCAAGAGUCGCAGCGAAAACUCCAAAAAACACAAGUCUAGUAGAAACACCAGCAGCGGCAGCGGCAGCAGCAGCGGAAGCGGCGGUAGCGGGGCAUACCAGACAAGGAAGCACGGGAAGCGGAGCGCGACGAGCAGCGCAGGAGGCGGCGAGGGCUACUGCCCCUACGCGGGCCGCCCAGGGAAUUCUCCGCCCAGCAUCUUCUGCGGCGGCGCCUGCUGCAUCGACUCGGAGUACCCGUGCUGUGGAGGCAAGAUGUGCUGCAAGAGGGGAGGGUGCUGUUCCAGCAACGGGAGGUCCCACUGCUGUUGAGGGCGUGUUCAGUGUCAUUUCUCCCAAGGCAAUUCCAUCCUGGGUGCCAACUAGAUUACAGUAA